Molecule: messenger RNA, 4941 nt
Organism: Lachnellula hyalina
Lineage: Eukaryota; Fungi; Ascomycota; Leotiomycetes; Helotiales; Lachnaceae
Gene: tif471
Product: Eukaryotic translation initiation factor 4 gamma
Exons: 4
Coding region: 1-4941 (1646 amino acids)
Cellular component (GO): eukaryotic translation initiation factor 4F complex
Molecular function (GO): translation initiation factor activity; protein binding; mRNA binding
Source: RefSeq, a predicted model, not a curated record
AUGACUUCCGUGUCCCAACAAUCACAAAACCCAAGCCAGGCCUCCCACAGCUCCAGCGCGUCGCAGUCCACCGUGUCUUACGCUAACGCAGCAAAGGCAGUCUCGUCGCCACCCAUCGCGACGGGCUCCUCGACUCCUUCUCCCGCCGUGGCUGUCGGUGGUUCUGCGCCGGUACAACAUGGAAAGACUUCUUCGAUCUCGCCGGUGAAUGGCAGAUCCUCGAUUCCUCCUGCGGUACCGGCAGUUUCUGCUGCACCUGCUAUCGCACAUAGCAGUGCUGUAGCUAAUGGUAGUGCUAUGGAUCAUAGCCGCAAGAGUUCAGUGACCAUCAGCGCGACUGGACCCAACGGUUUCGUACCCAAUGGUGGCCCAGUUGGCGGUUCUAAGAGUAGCAUCCAAUUUGGAUCCAUCACCGAUUCCCCUGCUGCGUCCCACAGCACUCCUCAGGUUGCGCAAACAACGUCUUCUGCGCCCAUCUCAAUUCCCAGCAAUCCCAAGGUGAUAUCCCCAUCGCAAUCACCUACCCCGAUCCCGCAACCUUCUGCUAGCGGUGGAAGACCACCUUCCGGUUUGGCUGGACAAGGCAAUGGGGUGACUUUUGGUUCUCUCGGCGGCGAUGGCGAUCGUCACAUGAGACAAGCAUCUGGCACUCAAGGUCCUCUUGCUCCCGGCAACCAACAAUCUGGCCAUCUCCGUCGCGAAUCGUCGCAAUCUAUACAAGGUGAAAUGAGCGGCAACCAGGGUACUGGUGCAGGUCCCGGACGCGGUAAUUUCCCUCCACAAGGUCGAGGCCGCGGCAACUACAACAAUUCCCAAUUCCAGCAGCAGCAGCAAAUGGGCUACCCUCCUGGAAACAACUCACAAUUUAGGAACUCGAGUCAGGGUCGCGGUGCGAUGGCUCCCCCUUUCCAAGGACAAGGCCGCAUGCCCAACUACCCUAAUUCGCCACACCAAGCUGCUCGAAGUCCAGCUCUGGCGCCCUCUUUGCCCGGUACACCCAACAUGAACCCGGUAAUGCCAAUGCAGAACCCCCAGCAGUAUGGAGGAUAUGGAGGAUACCCCCAGAUGCAGGGCCAAGCAGUAAAGAACCCUUCUUCUUCAAACCAUCAGUCAGAUUUUUCGGGCAACAAAUUCAACAACAAUAGAGGCAAUAAGGGUGGCAAAAGUUGGGCUGCGCGAAAUAAUGAGAAGUACUCAUCAGGGCGACAGCGAAACCAAAGAGAUUCUUCCCAGGAAAUCUACGGUCACCAGUACAUGUCGCGCGAGCACACCCAGCCGUUGCAAACAGAGCGAGAUAGUUACGAUCAGAGCGAUAUGAGGAACUUCACGAUGCCUGCGGAGCCUGCUGGUCGUGAUCAUUCCAUGCAAUCGCCGCGUGGCAAUGAAUCACCUCCCUCAGCUCACUUGGAACGUCGAGCUUCUUCUGCUGAUCAAUCUGCUCUACCCCCUCUCCCUCCCCCUCUUGUUGGCGUUCCGCGAUUUGACGUGCAUUCUAUCGAUCUUUCCCCUGCGAGUGUCGAUUUUGAAAGAUUUCUAACUAUGCAACAGGGCGGCUAUCCUAACUACCAGGCUCAAGGUUUCGACCCUCGAGGUAUGCCUAUGACAGGCACUCCCUUCAUGUAUCCUGCGAUGCAGUUCAUGCAACCUGGUCCCCCACAAUCCCCCCAACCCGGCUAUCAACAACCAAACGCCUACAUCCCUGGACAAUAUGCACCUCAAACGCAGCCAAUGUCGCGAAACUCUUCACAGAUGUCCGCCGAUCAGAGACCAGCUUCCAGCAUGGGCCAGCCUCAAACUCCUUCCAUGACACCGUCGGUUUCUCAUCCUCAUACUCCACAGGCAGCAGCAAAGGCUACCGCCUCACAAUCCAACUCUUUCUCGAGACCUGCACGAAAGAGUGCUGCUAUUGUAAUCAAAAGACCUGACGGUGAAGCACUAGAUGUGGAGGCUUUCAAGGCUCCCGCUUCCCCAGCACCAAGCAACCGAACCAGAACACCUCCCGUAAUUGCUUCAACACCCACACCUCCACCAAAGUCGUCGACUCCUCAACAUUCUCGCAAUGACAGCGCUGCUGUUAAGAGCAAAGAGCAGAUCCAGAAAGAAGUUUUAGAAGCUGUCAAGCAAAAAGCUGCCGCUGAAAAGUCAGACAAAGCUGCUGACAAUCAAGCUAAAGCGGAUGAAGCUGCAAAGGCCGCCGAGGACAAGUCGAAGGAUGAAGCAAAGAUAAAGGCAGAUGCUGAGGCUAAGGCAGCAGAAGAUGCUAAGGCGGCUAAGGCUAAGGAGGAAGCCGAUGCGAAAGCCGCUGCCGACAAGGUUAAGCAAGACGAGGAAGAAGAAUUAGAACGUCAAAUUCGCGAGAUAGAGGAAGAAGAGGCCGCGCGAGAGAAGAAGGAGGCUGAGAUACUUGCAAAGCGAGAUGCUGAGAAGGCUGCCGCCGAAAAGGAAAAUGCAGUCAAGCGUAAACAACAAGACGAGGAGAACGAUCGUAAGCUCAAGGAACAAGAGCGUGAGAUGGAGCGUCUCGAAGAUGAGUGGGAGCAGAAGAGGAAAGAGGCUGAGGCCAAGGGUAGUGAGAAGGUCGACAUUCAAGCUGAGCUCAAAAAGGAUAUCAAGUCUCUGAGCAAGGAUAAUGACAAGAACACGCCUGCAACGCCAUCUACUUUGGCCUCGAAGCUCUCCAACCUUACCCUCGGGACUGAAAGUGGAGCCUCAACUCCAGCUUCUGAUGAUUCUAUGGGCCCACCCCCUAAAGUCAAUGCUUCAGAGAAGCGCGGCAAACCGGCUGCUCUUAACUUGGCACCGCUCAAUACAAAGCCCGUUGAGGCACCGCAACCAAGUGCUGCUCUACAGUCGCUCAAGUCGGCUCGAUUCUUGACUGCUAUCAACCCUGCUUUGUAUCCCACCAACAUUAAUUCUCCUAAUCCAGCUCUGAACACCGCUGUCACGAACAAGGGCAAGAAUUUCAAGUACGACAAGGAGUUCUUGCUCCAAUUCCAAAAGGUCUUUACUGAAAAGCCGUCACUAGAGUUUGAGUCUCAGAUCAAGCAUCUUAUUGGAGAAGGUGACGGAGGUUCAGCUAGAUCAGCAUCGACGAGAACUACUGGAAUGGGUCCAAGACAGGGCUCCGCCAGGAAUAACGCUCCUGGGGCUUUUGCCAUGGGACAAUUUGGCGCCGUGGGUGGCAAGACUUUACCGCCUGGUACGACUUCGGAUCAACGUUUUGCGAUGGCGCAAGGCACGAUGGCACGACCUCCAAUUGCAACAAUGAAUUCAAUGAAUUCACUUCCUCGUAUGGGUGGUGGAUCCUUCCCAGGUGGCAAUGCAAUGUCGCGCCAAAGUUCUCAGUACAACAUGCCAAACUCUCCUCGGCAACCGAGCAAAUCUCAGCGCAAUAACAGCAGGCCCCACGGGCACCCCCCCAACGCCAAAGCUGAAGCUCAAGCCGCAAAGACCAUGCCACUCACAGCCGGUAUGGAUCUUAAGCCCAUCCAAGUAUCUGCUUCUGGAUGGAAGCCUCGCAGCAUUGGUAAUCAAGCUGCAACUGGCGCAGCCGGCCCUGCUCCUGGCGCAUCUGGUGCUUCUGGUCAUAUGGAGCCCGACAUGGUUCAACGAAAGGUGAAGGCUGCAUUGAACAAAAUGACUCCCGAGAAGUUUGACAAGAUCGCAGAUCAAAUUCUCGCCAUUGCUGCUCAAUCUAAAGAUGAGGCUGACGGACGCACUCUUCGACAAGUUAUUCAACUCACCUUUGAGAAAGCCACCGAUGAGGCUCACUGGGCUUCUAUGUAUGCUAAAUUUUGCAAGCGGAUGUUGGAGACAAUGAGCCCCGAUAUCAAAGACGAGAGCAUUCUCGACAAAAAUGGCAACAUCGUUUCCGGAGGCAACCUUUUCCGAAAGUAUUUACUCAACAGGUGUCAAGAAGAAUUCGAGCGAGGUUGGAAGAUGGAUCUGCCCGACAAGCCUGAAGGUGAACGUGGCGAAGAGAAGUCGGGCGAGGCUGCUAUGCUCUCUGAAGAAUACUACAUUGCUGCCGGUGCAAAGCGUCGUGGUCUUGGUCUUGUGCAGUUCAUUGGUGAGCUCUACAAGCUUAGUAUGCUUACGGAGCGUAUCAUGCACGAGUGUGUGAAGAAGCUUGUGGACUACACUGGUAUUCCUGAUGAAGCUGAAAUUGAAUCAUUGACCAAGCUCCUCAAAACCAUCGGUGCCAACUUGGACAGUACCGAGAAGGGCAAGCCUAUGAUGGACGUCUAUUUCUCCCGAAUCGAGGCACUGGUUGUGACGCCAGAUCUUCCCAGCCGUCUGAGAUUUAUGUUGAUGGACAUUGUCGAUCUCCGGAAGAAGCGUUGGCAAUCAAAGGAACAGAACAAGGGUCCCAAGACACUCGAGGAGGUCCGAGCCGAGGCCGAAGCCGCAGCUGCACAAAAAGCCGCAGAGAAUGCUCGUGGUAGCCAGCGUGGAGGUGGUGGUGGAGGUGGUGGUGGUGGACGUAUGCAAAUGGGUCGUGGUGAUUCGCGAAAUUUCUCGAAUCAAUAUGGAAAUCAACCUCCUGUCGACUAUCAGAAGAACACCGUUGGUAUGGAUGACUUGCGUCGCUUGACCAACAAAAACAGUACAAACAGACACUCGAGCCAACAGAUGUCGUUUGGGCCUACCUCGAUGUUUUCUUCUCGAAGCAAUAGCAGGCAAAACAAGAUGGGCCCUGGUGGCUCAUUGGGCAGAGCAGGUGAAGACUCGGGAGCUUCAUCGAGAACUGGCACACCCCCUCAACAAAAGGAAAAGGAGUCGGCUACUUCCGCAAAUGCAUUCAGUCUCCUUGCAGGGUUAGGAUCAGGAGAAGCCGAGAACCCAGCCUCUCCACCUUCGACAUCUGUCUCCCCAGCAUUGUCCAAGGCGACUCCUGCACCAGCAGACAAGUCUGAAGACAAGAAGGACACCGAGUCUUGA